UCCUGCGCUCCCAUUUGUGCGGGACGCGCCGCCCUGCUGCUGCUGCUGCUGCUGCUGCAGAGAAGUGACAGACAGCCACACCGGGACCUUCUCUAGGAACAAAGGAAACGUUGCAUCAAAUGAAAUGCAUCAUAGCACAAAAACAAAGCUUGUAGAUUAGCUUGAAUACAUCUAGUUGUUUUGCACCUACGCUUGAAACAACCUUUAAUCAUGUCAAAGGAUGAAGCUUGCAAAGUGACGUCUGCCGGCAAACACAAGGAGCGAAAACCGAAGAAGCCGCACUACAUCCCCCGACCAUGGGGCAAACCCUACAACUAUAAAUGCUUUCAGUGUCCCUUCACCUGCAUGGAGAAAUCUCACCUGUACAACCACAUGAAGUACAGUCUCUGCAAGAACUCAUUGUCUCUACUCAUAGAGUCGGACUGGCCGUACAAGAAGGGUAACAUCCUGCAUCCAGACCAGCUGCGACCCUUCCAGCAAGCGCACGGCCUGCAUGCUGCAGGGAAAGACGAACUAGAGCAGGUAAUAUGCAGCGUGGAGAAGCAGGGGCUACGAAGGUCUGAGGAGGAGGACAGUGAGGGCAGAGAAACUCAGGGAGCAGAGGAUGAUGAAGAGGGAGGGCGAGAGGAGCAAGCAGAAAUUCCUGGAAUGGCCAAAGAAAGUUCCAACAACAGCAGAGGAGAGUCUCCGGAGGCUGCAAACAAAAGGAGCAAACAGCCAGAGUCAGAGCUGCUGAUGGCUGACAUGCUUUCUCUUGAAGAUCAGCUGUUACGAGUCCGCUCUGCAGAGGUAGAGGCCCAGCUGAGGCACUACAAGCUGCCAAAAACAUGUCUAGCCAGUCCUGGGCUCCUGUCUGAGCAGUGGCGGCUGUUUGCGUCCAGUCACACAAAAGCUAAAGCAGAGGGUGCUCGGCCGCGAGUGAACGGUUCAAUCCCCUGUUACCCUCCUCCACCCAACCUGGUGGACUUUCAGGAUCCCACCGGACUCAACUUGUCAGUGCUGGGAGUAGGUUAUCCCCUCAGCCCAAGCUUGUUCUCCUACAUGAACUCAGCCAUUCCGACUGCAGCUCCCGAUGUCGCCGCUCAGACCCACGCACAGUUCGCCCAGCUUCCCUUCCUGGCAUCGGCUGCUCAGCUGAUGCACCCAGCAUCCAGCACUCAUCCAGACAGAGCUCUCAUCCCCCCUCGCCUCUACUACCCCUUUCUGUGUGAGCACAGUUUUGGACCAGCGAGCGCUCAGAGUGAUGCCGGCAAAUCUUUAAAGACCCCAUCAAGCAGUCUAGAUGCAAGUCUUUUGUCUGGCUUCCAGUCUAAAGUCGGUGUGUGGAAAGUUCCUACUCUGAGGCCAGGAAACACCGCGUCCCCCACUGGCUGGGUGUCACCUCAGAGACACUCACCCGACCAGGGCAGCACAGUGGGAGAUAAGAUACAAGCGACAGCCAAGGAAGGCAAAGCAACUUGUGGUCUCAAGAGGACAGGAGGUCCCCUGAGAGGCCAUGAAGCACCUGCAGAGAAGAAGCAAGAAAUGGCCUUCACUUUGGACCUUUUGAGGAACCUUCAGACAGCAUCAGCUGACGAAACUCUCCUACAAACCAGCUUACAAGAUGCUCAGCUUCAGACCCGGCCAAGUGACCACUGGUACAAACCUCUCAUCAGUCCAAACAGUGAAGCGGUCUGUUUGUCAGCUGGUGCUGGAACCAACAGCCAAGACCUGGCUGCCUCCAGAGCGAUCGAAGAGGGUGCUUCAGAAUCGGUGGCGGCUCUCCUCACUGAUCUCUCCAAGGCUCUGCAGGAGUACCAGGAGGCCGAGCGCAAAAUCUCUCACCUGGAAAAGGAGGACCUUCCUGCCCAGCGACACCUGUGGGAGCACCUGAACAAAAUCCGCAGCGAGCUCUCCCACAUUCACCAGGCUCUGGAGCGCACGGCUGGCCAGAGCGACGGACCUCUUGACCUGUCGGUGAAGAGGGAGUCGACGGACUCACCUGGUGAGCAAAUUAUGAAAGAGGACCGCAGCCUUAAAGCCAGCCCCUCGGAGACAGAAGAGGAGGACGAGGAAGUGGAGGAGAAGAAGGAGGAGAAAGAGGAGGAGGACGAGAGCGAGAGGAAGCCGAUGAGGGCAUCUCUGGAGAAGCGCAAGCAGUCGUUGGACAUGCUGAUCAAGAUGAGUCAGGUGUCGGUCGUGAACACCGAAGUCCUGCAUCCGGGUGGUCUCGGCCUGAGGUCAGCAGAGGCCUUGUGGCCGAGCCGUACCACGAAGUGUGAAGCAGACUCCAGCGUCCUGCUCUGCCCUGAUGGCCGAUCAGUCAUGUUUACAGACAUCGCCUCCUCCCUCAAACCUCCAAAGAGACCUUCAUCCAUUCAGCGACUGGAAGCCCAGUGUCCCCCAAGUCCUCUGACCCCCCCCGACAGCUAAACAUGCACAUUAGAAGACGACGAGAAUGAAAAUGUGAAGGUGGUGUGGUUGUGGUACGUUCAUCUACUGAACCCACUGGUUGCUGCAUUCGGUCCAUUAAGAAUCAUGCUGGGAGACAAUCUUGUAAAUAAAUGUGUAAAAUAAUGUAAAUCCAAUAAAUGUAAUUAGUGGAAAAUGUUUUAAAGGGAAAUGCUGUUUAUAUAAUGUUCUGUUUGACUGCUUCACUUAAUCUGAUGCAUAGAAAAUGUAUUAAACACCAUAAACCAAGAGAGUUUAUUCUUUUAAUCCAGCUGAGACAAAAUUAAAAAUCUGGUUUAUCAAUAAAACAAUACUGUCCAGACAUGAAGGCACAUAUAUACUGCAGGAAGAAACAAUAAACCUUCUUCACACGGUUUUUACCACCAAGGAAGAUAAACAUCUAAAGUGGCAGCACACCUCCAACUGCCACAAACUGCAAUAAAGGUGAAGCAGCUCCUAAAGCCAAACUGCCCUCAAAGCGGUUACCUGUGCUUCUACUCCUGAAGGUCAGAGACCCCCUGCUGAAAAGGUCAGGAAAGGCUGGGGGCCCCUGAUAAAGCAAACCUAAAGCUUUCUGACUGCUCUGAGGAGAAGAGGGGGGUCCUUCCCCACCAUCACCCCCAGAUCACAGAGGCAAAGGUCAGCUGCCAGGACCAGCUGAGCCACUGGUGGAUGUUCAACCUGAAGAGGUCACAGAGGUCACUUUAAACAUCAGGUAGAUCAAAUACUUUGAAGUAUUCAUAACCCGUCAUCACAUUACUGUAUUACGUCCUAUGUGAUCAACACAAAGUAGUGCAUAAUUGUAAAGCGGAAAGAAUUUAAUAUGUUGCUUUGAAAUGUUUCACUAAUAAAAUCUGAAAAGUGUGGCAUGCAUUUAUAUCCAUUUUCAUAGUAUCUCUGGCUGAACAUUCAGGGUCAUUGUCCAGCUGGAAGGUGAACCUUCACCCCAGUCUCAAGCCCUCUCCAGCACGGUUGUCCUGUAUUUAGCUCCAUCCAUCUUCCCCUCCGGCCAGCUUUCCUGUCCCAUCCCCACAGCAUGAUGCUGCCACCACCACCAUGCAGGCAAAGUUCAGUUCUGGUCUAAUCGGAGCACCUUCUCUCACACGUUUGCUUGGUCCCCUACUCAGCUAAUAACAGACUGCAAACAAGACCUCUAACGGCUUUCUUCUUGCUUCUCUUCCAUGAACGCCAGUUUGUGAAGUGCACAACUGACAGUUGACGUGUCCAUAAUCUUCCACCUGGCCUGUGGUUCUGUGCAGCUCCUUCAGAGUUACCAUGGGCCUCUUGGCUGCUUCUCUAACUGUCAGUUAGGUGGACGUCCACGUCUGGGUCCUGGUUUGAGAAAACCACGCUGGGAGGAAGGAAUCUACAUUUUUGAAAUAUUUCAGCUAAACAGAAUUUGUCUCUGCUCCUUCAGAACCAGCCUGGUUCUUCUUGCUGUUUCUGGUGAAAAUGUCAGACCUGCACCUCUUCAGCAAACAUUCAUAAGCCUUUCUUGCACGCUAGUUGACAUAAGCAGCAAUGAUGUGAUCAUUUUUGGGUCUGCUUCAGUGUCCACUUCUGCUUUUUAGAGACAGCUCAGAGCUCCAAAUAAUGUUUGCUGCUUCUUCUGUACUUGUGUAGAUCUCUCAGCUUCGUUAAAGCUCAGAACCUAAGCUGACGGCUCCCUCAUGUGGACAAAAACAAGAUAAGGCUUUGCUGCAACGCUGUUGAUUUCACAAACUCAUCGCUCAGAAGGAGGAACUUUGAAACAAUCCAACUGCAGAUACAUGUUACUGAGAGGUGUGAAUGAUUGAAGAAGUGCACUACACUUCAUGAAAAGAGGAUGCAACAUAUUUUCAGAAUUAGCAACAGUCUAUAAAGAUGAUGAGUAGACUACAAUGGGUAGAUGUGCAUUGGACACGAUGAGAAGGGUAUGUUCUAAUAUUUCGAUAUUUACGUCGUUUAACUUUCAUAAUUCAGGAGAAAAAUGCUAUUUUUGCACGUUUGGAUGUUGUUUUCUGCUGUAAUAAUAUGUGGUAGUUCAAAUAAAAAGCAUUUAUUGUUGAA
Girardinichthys multiradiatus is the source of this 4479-nucleotide messenger RNA. It is a transcript of the gene prr35, whose product is annotated as proline rich 35. The transcript has 3 exons. Lineage: Eukaryota; Metazoa; Chordata; Actinopteri; Cyprinodontiformes; Goodeidae. The record is from RefSeq and is a predicted model, not a curated record. Bases 211 to 2412 code for a protein of 733 amino acids.